AUGAAAACGUUAACUUUAUAUUUAAAAAUUAGUACAUUCCUUCUUUUUAUUUGGAUAUAUCAAUGUUUUUAUAACUGUGAUUCCUAUAAAACUUUGGUUGAUAAAAAUAUAUUGCAAACAAAAAAUGAGUUGAAAUAUGAAAGAGUAUUAACAGAGGGUGACAUAGCAGAAAAAAAGAAAACUAACACUGAAGGAUGUCUACAAGAAUGUCCAUUAGAUAAUAAAAAAAACAAAUGUAAGGAACCGGAUCUAUACAAUGAUCCAUGCAAUUAUUUGUGUGAGGUCAUAGUUCCACAAUUUUUGGAACGAUUUAAUAAUGAAAUAAGUGAAAAGGACCCUAAAUCGAAAAGCCUAAAAUGGAAUGAUUAUUGGAAUAAAAUUUUAACUACGAAAGUUAAAGAACUGUUCUCAAUAUAUCAUCGACGUAAUAUUCCAGAUGAAGAAAUAAACAAAAAAAUUGAUAGUAUUAUGAGAGAAGUUAACUCAGAAUUUGAGAAAUUUUUAUGCGAAUGUAAAAAUCAGAUGACAGACAAUAAAACAGAAUCUGAAUAUAAGAAGGAGAUGAGAAAAAAUAAAACAGAAUCCGAAUCUAAGAGAAAGAUGAUAGAUCAUAAAGCAGAAUCCGAAUCGAAAAAAGAGUUGAUAGACGAUAAAACAGAAUCCCAAAAUAUGAAGGAGUUGAUAGAAAAUAAAACAGAAUUUGAAUGUAGGAAUAAGAUGAUAGAAAAUAAAACAGAAUUUGAAUGUAGGAAUGAGAUGAUAGACAAUAAAACAGAAUCUGAAUCUAUGAAAGAGAUGAUAGACAAUAAAGCAGAAUCCGAAUCUUGGAAAGAGCAGGAAUCAAAUGAAAUAAAUAAUUGUAAAUUAAAAAUUUUUAAAUUACAUAUUGUUUUGAUAAUCUUAAGCAGAAUAUAA
Plasmodium gallinaceum is the source of this 915-nucleotide messenger RNA. Its product is annotated as fam-g protein. Bases 1 to 915 code for a protein of 304 amino acids. The transcript has 2 exons. NCBI's taxonomy places the organism in Eukaryota, Apicomplexa, Aconoidasida, Haemosporida, Plasmodiidae. The record is from RefSeq and is a predicted model, not a curated record.